AUGGAUCCUCUGUCCAUGACGGCUAGCAUUAUUGCUAUUUUGCAGCUCACUUCAGCGCUCACAAGCUACAUCAACGACGCCAAAAAUGCAACGAAAGAGCAGGCUCAGCUGGCGAUUGAAGCCAGUAAUCUCUACGGUCUGUUGACCGCACUGCGCUUUCGAGUCGAAGAAGCCCGAUACAACGAUCCAUGGUUCAAUCAAGUGAAGCUGUUGGGAACCGAAAAUGGCCCUCUGGACCAAUUCAAGGACGUUCUUGAGACAAUUGUGAAGCAGCUACCGUCAUCCAGGAAAAGAGACCAGGUUAAAUCGAUAUUAUUGUGGAAACUCAGCAAAAAGGAGGUGGAAAAUACGUUAUCUCGAAUAGAGCGUCUCAAAUCGCUCAUCAAUUGUGCCUUGACAAAUGACUUAACGACGUUGUCGAAGGCAAUCCACGACGACGUCGUUGCUAUAAAGGAACAAAACGAAAAACUUCAGAGUAGCACAGAGGCAAUUCAUGGGGGUGUCAUCGUUGCGAAAGAACAAAUCGAGACCCUGGUGGAUCAUGGCAGACCUAAUAUGGUCACUAUAGGAGAGCUACGAAAUGGAUUGUCGCAAUGGUUGGGACUACCAGACCCGUCUCCUAAUUACCACGCGGCACUUCGGAAGCGUCAUCCCAGGACUGGGCUGUGGUUGCUUAAUGGCCAAGAUUUCCUCGAUUGGAAAAGCUCGACUUCUUCUCUGAUGUGGCUCCACGGAAAUGCGGGCUGUGGCAAGACCGUUCUCAGUUCUGCAACGCUACAGCAUGUUCUGGAGCAUCGGCAGUCUCAACCCGACAUGAUUGUGAGCUAUUUCUACUUUGACUUCAAUGAUGUCGAGAAGCAAUCCUGGCAAAAAGCUAUCCGAUUAUCGCUGUUUCAGUUUGCUCUCCAGUGCAGCGGUAUUCUCGAGGAUCUCGAAAAGUUGUACCAAAAUUGCGGAAAAGGACAGCAACAGCCCUCUGAAGCCGCCAUCCAGUCACUGUUUAGAGAGGCAGUGGCUCAUCCCGGGCAGAAGUUCAUUUUCCUCGACGCACUGGAUGAAUGUUCAGACCGGGAAGAUUUGUUGUCUUUUCUGGUCGAGCUGAUGGGCUCGAAACCACGGGACCUCCAUGUCUUAGCCACGAGUCGCCGGGAAAAGGACAUCGAAGACGAGUUAAGUUCGGUUGCUAACCACAACGUGAAUAUUCAAAGUGCCCUGGUGGAUGCUGACAUCUGUGUCUACAUUCACGAUCGGAUGGCUACGGACAAAAGCCUGAAGAAAUGGCCACCAUCAGUGCAGGAUGAAAUAACCACUGUGUUAAUGGACAAGGCGGGUGGCAUGAGGACGUUAUCAUCGUUGCCAAAGACCCUGGACGAGACAUACAAUCGAAUAUUACAAGGCCUCGGAUCGACCAACCAGCUUCAGACUGCGAUUAAGGCUCUACGGUGGCUAUGUUUCUCGGAUCGUCCUUUACUUUUAGCAGAAAUGGUCGAAAUUUUUGCAAUAGAAAAUGGAGAUCGGAGAGGAUUUUUCCCAGAGGAACGUCUCCCCGAUCCUAAAGAUGUGAUGGUUAUCUGCUCCAGUCUGAUCACUUUUAAUUCUAUUGAAAAUGAAGAAGGCGACAACGAGUUACAACACAGCGGUAUUGAAGGUGAGAACAGCUCACAGGACCGUGGUGAAGAUGGUCGCAAGGUCCGAGUUCAGCUCGCGCACUUUUCGGUGAAGGAGUUUCUCUUAUCCGAUCGGUGUGCCUUUAGGUUAGAGUUUCGACCCCAAAUCUGCCACCUUGUGAUUGCGGAGGGUUGUCUACAUUAUUUGCUACACCUUAGCCAGAACGGACCCCUAACCGAAGAGGUCGUCAAGGAGUAUCCGCUGGCUUUAUAUGCAGCAGAGUAUUGGUGGCAGCAUGCACAAAACCUUAGGGGUACGCUAAACGAUACCUUGUCGGAUCUCGUGUUACGUCUCUUGACGGAUGAUACUGCAUUACUUUCGUGGUUACAGCUUUACGAAAUUGAUAUACCAUGGCAAGGAUUUCAGCUACAUCUAUGGUCUAAUGAAAUUGCCCAGUCUCUCUACUAUGCGGCAUAUAUAGGCGUACCACAAAUUGUCGAGAGAAUGAUAGAACGGGCUGUCGAUGUCAAUGCUCAAGGAGGACUGCAUGGCAGUGCGCUACAAGCCGCAUCAUUCUGUGGCCAUGAGAAGGUGGUGAAGAUGCUGAUAGAUGCCGGGGCAGAUGUCAAUGCUCAAGGAGGAGAGUAUGGCAAUGCACUGCAGGCCGCAUCAGUAUGUGGCCAUGAGAAGGUGGUGAAAAUGCUGAUGGACGCCGGAGCGGAUAUCAAUACUCAAGGAGGACGGCAUCACAAUGCACUACAUGCCGCAUCAGAACGUGGCCAUGAGAAGGUGGUGAAGAUGCUGGUGGAUGCUGGGGCGGAUGUCCAUGCUCAAGGAGGAUUCUAUGGCAAUUCCCUGCAAGCCGCAUCAUUCCAUGGCGACGAGAAGGUGGCGAAGAUGCUGAUGGAUGCCGGAGCGGAUGUCAAUGCUCAAGGAGGGGAGUAUGGCAAUGCACUGCAGGCCGCAUCAUUAUGUGGCCAUGAGAAGGUGAUGCCGGAGCGGAUGUCAAUGCUCAAGGAGGGGAAUGCCGGAGCGGAUGUCAAUGCUCAAGGAGGGGAGUAUGGCAAUGCACUGCAGGCCGCAUCAGUAUGUGGCCAUGAGAAGGUGGUGAAGAUGCUGAUAGAUGUCGGGGCGGAUGUCAAUGCUCAAGGAGGAUUCUAUGGCAAUUCCCUGCAGGCCGCGUCAGUACAUGGCCAUGAGAAGGUGGUGAAGAUUCUGAUGGAUGCCGGAGCCGAUGUCCAUACUCAAGGGGGAUACUAUGGCAAUGCACUGCAGGCCGCAUCAGUCCAUGGCGACGAGAAGGUGGUGAAGAUGCUGAUGGAUGCCGGAGCCGAUGUCCAUACUCAAGGAGGAGCAUAUAGCAAUGCGCUGCAGGCCGCAUCAGUACGUGGCCAUGAGAAGGUGGUGAAGAUGCUGAUAGAUGCCGGAGCGGAUGUCAAUGCCCAAGGAGGAGCCUAUGCCAACUCCCUGCAGGCUGCAUCAGCACCUGGCCAUGAGAAGGUGGUGAAGAUGCUGAUGGAUGCCGGGGCGGAUGUCAAUGCUCAAGGAGGAUUCUAUGGCAAUUCCCUGCAGGCUGCAUCAGAACGUGGCCAUGAGAAGGUGGUGAAGAUGCUGAUAGAUGCUGGUGCUGUUAACUGGGGGGACGCUGUUAUCUUCUCCUCGAAAUGA
This is a messenger RNA of Rhinocladiella mackenziei CBS 650.93, 3276 nucleotides long. RefSeq lists its product as uncharacterized. The transcript has 8 exons. Gene Ontology annotation, biological process: regulation of cell cycle process. Gene Ontology annotation, molecular function: ATP hydrolysis activity; ATP binding; protein binding. The record is from RefSeq and is a predicted model, not a curated record. NCBI's taxonomy places the organism in Eukaryota, Fungi, Ascomycota, Eurotiomycetes, Chaetothyriales, Herpotrichiellaceae. Gene Ontology annotation, cellular component: cytoplasm. The coding region runs from base 1 to 3276 and encodes 1091 amino acids.